Rotaria sordida is the source of this 798-nucleotide messenger RNA. The record is from the annotation of a GenBank genome assembly. NCBI's taxonomy places the organism in Eukaryota, Metazoa, Rotifera, Eurotatoria, Philodinida, Philodinidae.
AUGGUAGUCGGACAAAAUAAUAAAAAUCAACAAGAAGAAUCAGUCUAUAAUUUAAUACCACGAACUGAAGUUCAUGUAUCAAAAGCAUCUGGUUAUGUAUCAAAAUUUCAUCAAAAUGCCCGUGAAUCAUUUAAAGAAGGUAAAUCUAAACAUCGAACAAUGGGUUAUGCUGAAGAACCAGUUCCCGAUCCACAACAUUUUCUUAAAAAACAUCAAAAUGAUACUAAACAGAAUGAUUCGAAUAGGCAUAAAGAUACAUCACCAAGCAAAGAUCAUUCACAACGUAAACCACCUGUUCCAAGUAUUCGUGAUGCUCCUAAAAUGGGUGCACGAACAGAAAAAAAUUUCAUUCAAACAAAUGCACUUGACGUUGUUAUGACAGUACCAAAAAAACCCGAACGAAAUAUUGUUGAUGAUCGAUAUGGUGAUAAAUUUCCUAUUGAUCCAAGUGGUUUAACACCAAAAUACAUAUUGAAAAAAAAUUUUGGUGAAGUACCCGUUUAUAUAAAAUCACGUCGAGCAGAUAUGGAAAAAGCUAAACAAGAAUAUCAAGUUUAUGUUUCAGAUUAUUUUCGUCGUGGAGCUAUGCGCGAAAUGGAUAAUAAUGAACGACAAACAAUUCUUGAUGGUUUGAAAAAACAAUGGGAAGAUGUUCAUCAUGAAUAUCAAACACUUUCAGUUAUUAUUGAUACAAUUCCAAAACGAUUAUAUAAAGAACGUCUUGAACAUCAAAUGAAAUUACUUGAAAAAGAUAUUGAUCUAUUAGAAAAACAUCAAAUUAUUUAUAUUGCUGAUUGA